This is a messenger RNA of Serpula lacrymans var. lacrymans S7.9, 1295 nucleotides long. RefSeq lists its product as uncharacterized. The transcript has 7 exons. NCBI's taxonomy places the organism in Eukaryota, Fungi, Basidiomycota, Agaricomycetes, Boletales, Serpulaceae. The record is from RefSeq and is a predicted model, not a curated record. Bases 61 to 1113 code for a protein of 350 amino acids.
UCAUCGUCCACCAUCCUGUCGGAGGAAACAACUAAAAGCCAAAAGGCCUGGCGUCGGAAAAUGUCAACUCGCAUCGAUGCUUUAGUUUUUUGGGCAUGUAGCGCAAGAAUUAUGUGGUGCUUUUUCUAUCGUCCCAACAGACUACCUCGAUCUUAUGUCAAAUGGAUAAUGUCACUUGCUAACGUUGAUAAACGGCUACUGCGCGCGCUUCGUGUCCUUCGCACUGGAGAAUGGUCCUAUAUUCGCGGUUCCUCUGACUAUGGACAUCUCCUUACCUCUUACUCCAAGGAUCUCGGCCAUCCUACCGCAUGGGGAGAUCCCCAUGUCCUACCUGCAUAUGGGGGAUCGAUGGCAGAUGCAGUCUGGAAGAAUCUAGGUGUACAAGGCAGAGACGGUAUUGGUGGGUUACCGUGUGAGUUAGUACAUGCCGGUGUCGCAGCAAAGUGGGGACUUGGUGAGAGUUGUGGUAUGAAUGCAGUCGUCAGGGCUGUGUAUGCGUUCAUUGAAGCAAUGGCAAUCUAUGUCCCUGUCCAUUUUCUACCUAUCCUUUUAACUCAGCCACGUUCCCUCCUUCGCAUCCAUCGCGUCAUUCCUGCCUUACUUUCCGCGAUGCGCAGUUCAGCAUUUCUUUCUACCUUCGUCUCUUCCUAUUGGCUUUCUGUGUGUAUCACACGUACUCUCCUGUUCGCGAGGCUCUUUCCCUGGAUCUCACACGAUAUCUGGGAUGGAGCGUUUGGAUGCGUCCUCGCUGGAUCCCUGACCUGUGGUGCCAGCAUCUGGAUAGAAAAUGGACAUCGAAGAGGGGAAAUUUCUCUCUAUGUCUUACCUAGAGCUCUCAGAGCAUCUCUUCCCUCCCGCUGGAUCAAAGGUGGAAAUAGAGGUGCAAGAAUCGUGGAACGCAUGAUAUUCAUCCUUUCCCUUGCUUCACUGCUGACAACCGCCUCACAUCGGCCAGAUGUCUUGCGUGGUUUAUCUCGCUGGGCUUUUGCAUUUAUCAUGAAAAAACCAAGAGUUGACACCGGAGAAAGUAAUGAAAGGCAAAUCGCCGCAUACCCCCCUGCAACGGAAUCUGCUAUACCGGAACAUGCGAUAUCCUCUCUGCUCGAACAUUAAUCUGGAAACACUAAAUAUUUUGCGGACAUGUAAUGCCUGGUUGUCGAGUGAGCAAGAAGUUUCUAUUUCUAGUAUCGUACUUCCGCUACACUACACUCACAUUUUGUCUUUACAUCAAAAAUUUACAUUAUAUGCGGCCUCAAAUAUCUCUCAUGGAUAAUACGAGUAUGUGGGUUUCUUGU